AUGAGCAAUCUAAUGCCAAAAGAGCUUGAGCUGGCAAUUGACUAUCUUUCAUCAGAGUGCCAUCUUGACACACUUGAGGCCCUAAGCCAAACAAGGGACGCAUACCACACCAUGCGGAAAACCAUAAAAGACACAGCACUAGCGGGGGAUAUUGAGGGAAUGUAUGAAAUGAUUAACAAAGAGUAUCCUGAGCUGCUAAAGAAUCACCCGAAUGUAGUAUCGCUUAUAUUCAGCCAAAUAUUCAUAGAGUAUGUGCGAAGUAAUAAGCCUGAGAAGGCACUUGAGUUUGGGCGAAAGUCCAUCCACAUUGGCCAAGAUAUUGCAACCAACCAGGAACUCUUUCUAUUGCUGGCAUACAAAAACCCAGAGAAGUGUGAUGAACUAAAAGGCCUAAUGGACAUACAAAGAAGACAGAUGAUUUUUGAGUUGGUGGACGGUCUGAUAAAAGAGAGUAAACAAGGAAGAAAAGCAUCUCUACUGGAGUACGCCCACAAAAUAAUUCAAUACUGCGAAGCAAUAGAUAAUGAAGAAUAA
This is a messenger RNA of Nematocida ausubeli, 534 nucleotides long. RefSeq lists its product as uncharacterized. Bases 1 to 534 code for a protein of 177 amino acids. The record is from RefSeq and is a predicted model, not a curated record. NCBI's taxonomy places the organism in Eukaryota, Fungi, Microsporidia. The transcript has a single exon.